AAGCGCGUUGGGCUGCUCUGGCGGGAGGCGGAGGUGCAGCGGCAAAUCGCGGAAAUGAUCGCGAAGCAUUUUGUCGUCCUGAUUGACGAGGGGGACACCAUUCUCCGAUCCAAGCUGUUGCAGCACCUGCCCACCGGGGAAAAGCAGGCCUAUCUCCCCUACGUGGUCGAAGAAGUGGUUAACGUGUGGCGGGACUUGUUUCGGUUCGCGCAGAAUAGCCUGCUGGCGCUUGUCGUAGCGAACGAGCACGCGC
Amoebophrya sp. A120 is the source of this 253-nucleotide messenger RNA. The record is from the annotation of a GenBank genome assembly. Lineage: Eukaryota; Dinophyceae; Syndiniales; Amoebophryaceae.